AUGAAGUGGUUGGUUUUUACCUUUAUCUGCCUCCAUCUGGCAGAGGGGCUGGUGAGAGUUCCUCUAAAAAGAUACAAGUCAGCCAGAGAAACUAUGCGGGAAAAAGGAAUUUUGAAUGAAUUCAUGAGGACUCACAAGAAAGAUCCUGCCCUGAAGUACAACUUCAACCAGAAAUAUGAUUUUGCUGUAGCCUAUGAGCCGAUGUACAUGGAUACUUACUACUAUGGUGAGAUCAGCAUUGGAACACCACCUCAGAACUUCCUGGUUCUUUUUGACACUGGAUCAUCUAACUUGUGGGUGCCAUCAACUUACUGUCAAAGUGCAGCUUGUGGCAAUCACAACCUAUUUAACCCCAGCCAAUCUUCCACCUAUACUUCCAAUGGCCAACAGUUUUCCAUGUCUUAUGGAAGUGGCAGUGUCACUGGUGUUUUUGGUUAUGACACAGUAUCGGUUCAGGGACUCACUCUUACUAAUCAGGAGUUUGGUUUGACAUACACAGAGAGUGGCAGCAGUUUCUACUACUCCAAGUUUGAUGGAAUCUUUGGUAUGGCUUAUCCUGCUAUGUCUGCAGGUGGUGCCACCACUGCCAUGCAAGGCAUGCUGCAACAAAAUCUGCUGAACUACCCGAUCUUCAGUGUGUACAUGGGCAGCCAGUCUGGAGAGGUUAUCUUUGGUGGAGUUGAAAACAGUUUGUACUCUGGACAAAUCCAGUGGGCACCAGUAACUCAGGAGGUAUACUGGCAGAUUGGAAUUGAUGCAUUUUCCAUAAAUGGACAAGCUACAGGAUGGUGUGGCCAAGGAUGUCAGGCCAUUGUAGAUACUGGAACCUCUCCUCUCACUGUGCCACAGCAAUAUAUGGGAACUCUCUUACAGUAUCUAGGAGCACAGCAGGGCCAAAAUGGAGAAUUCCUAGUGAACUGUGACUCUAUACAGAACUUGCCAACUAUUAGUUUUACUAUCAACGGAUUCCAGUUCCCUAUUCCACCCUCUGGAUACAUUGUUCAGUAUAAUGGUUACUGCACAGUUGGUGUUGAGGCUACUUAUCUCCCAUCACAAAAUGGACAGCCCCUGUGGAUUCUGGGAGAUGUUUUCCUCAGGCAGUAUUACUCUGUGUAUGAUAUGGGCAAUAACAGGGUCGGCUUUGCUCAGGCAGCUUAAAGUCAUCUUUUCUAUACUGCUGUCUGAAGUAGAACAUAUUCCUUCAAAGUCGUUCUUGCAUUGGUGAAUCUCCUUAAAGCAUUAACUGUAACAGUAUAUCAAUAA
Spea bombifrons (plains spadefoot toad) is the source of this 1263-nucleotide messenger RNA. Its product is annotated as gastricsin-like. Gene Ontology annotation, molecular function: aspartic-type endopeptidase activity. Lineage: Eukaryota; Metazoa; Chordata; Amphibia; Anura; Pelobatidae. The record is from RefSeq and is a predicted model, not a curated record. The coding region runs from base 1 to 1158 and encodes 385 amino acids. The transcript has 9 exons. Gene Ontology annotation, biological process: proteolysis.